CGGCUUGCAAUUCAAUCGGAGGCGGGGGCAGCGGAGGAUCCGCAGCUCCCGGCGCACCGCAAGCAAGCGCGUCGCCGAACGGCAAUGGCGGGACAGGUUUUAACCCACAGGCUACUAUUAGUCCAAGUUCCUCGGCACUAAAUAACGGAGGUGGUGUUACUCCAGGUGGACAAAGCCAGCAAACUAUAUCUAGCCCGAAUCGUGGUUCAAACGGUGGUUCCGCUGGAGAGGCACCAGGAACUCGGGUCAAUUCUAACGAAGGCACUGGUAAUGGUAACCCUUCCACACAAGGCUUCAGCCCUACUACGAACACCUGGGCGAAUGGUGGUGGGUCUAAUACUCAAGAGCAAGGCACGCGAUCUACUGGAGAUGGAAGCAAUGAAAGUAGUACUGAGACGAGUUUAAUGUUGACCGCAUCGAGCUCGAACGUAAAUCCGGCACCGACUGAAAUCAGCGGCGGUGAAGCCCAGCCGGCUGCUUCGGAUUCUAACGCCGGUGGGCUAGGGUCAAAUUCGGAGACCGCUAACACACAGGCAUCUAGCUUUACAUUCCCUCCUGGUGUAGUGCCUUAUGGCGGGUUCCGCACCCCUUCCAUGACAACACUAGCCUCUAUGAUAGCAUGGAUAGAACCUGACGGUGAAAAAGGAUCGACUAUACUGCGACAGGAGUUUAUUGUCAACGGCAAUGGGGAGAAGUCUAACACAAUGGAGCGGGAAGUCGCAAAACAACCAACAACUCCGGAUACUGGCACUUCAACGUCGAUGGACCCACGGUGGCAGCGAAUUCGCCCAUUAUGGAUUUGGUAAGAGGAGCCUUAAGUUAAGAUAUCUUCCAAAAGCGAGGAGGUUUCUUGAAGCUGCCCUGCUAGGCGAAGAGAGAGAAAGAGAGAG
Daldinia caldariorum is the source of this 890-nucleotide messenger RNA. RefSeq lists its product as uncharacterized. The record is from RefSeq and is a predicted model, not a curated record. The transcript has a single exon. The coding region runs from base 405 to 806 and encodes 133 amino acids. NCBI's taxonomy places the organism in Eukaryota, Fungi, Ascomycota, Sordariomycetes, Xylariales, Hypoxylaceae.